AUGGGCUACUAUUGCGCCUGGGGUGACGCGAAGAUGACAUGCAGCUCCGAGGAGGAGGGUUACGAAAAUCGCACGUCCGACGUCGGAGAAAAGCGAGGACGCGCCUCGGACAUCCAUGGGGAAGCUCCACCAGCUCCGGCUCCACCGAUCGCGGACGAUACCGAUCGGCAGUUCUGGGCGGAGGACGAGCUGAGCGGCUCGGAGUCGCGGCAGAGAUCAGCCACGAGGAGGAAGCGUCGGCGUAGCGUCUCCUACAGGAACCGCGCCGCGAACAGGAGCCGAUCCUGCAUUCCCCGUUCCUCGAAUUCCAGCUCCGAUUCGAUCCACGCGGAGACCUCGCCUAAAGAAUACGAAGACGUUGGUUGAACCCUAAAAUAGGCAAAUUCGGAAAAACAU
Vollenhovia emeryi is the source of this 396-nucleotide messenger RNA. RefSeq lists its product as uncharacterized. The coding region runs from base 1 to 366 and encodes 121 amino acids. NCBI's taxonomy places the organism in Eukaryota, Metazoa, Arthropoda, Insecta, Hymenoptera, Formicidae. The transcript is spliced from 3 exons. The record is from RefSeq and is a predicted model, not a curated record.